AUGUCUGAUCUGUACAAAAGUCUUCGACCAAUUAUUGAGUUGUCCCACGUUAAUGUUGCCCUCUCGCUGUCGAGGAGAUACUCAUACCGAUAUGUGAGUCAAUACCUCGAACCCGGGCAGAAUCAUCGCUCUGGCUGGUUGCGUGAAGCAUCUGGCGAUACACUUUUUGGUGGGCAGGAUUUUUGGGUGAGAGUUUUGGGACUUCCCGAAAGGCGCGCCUGCCUAGGAAACUUUAAUGUUCAGAUGGUACGUCGCAAUUCGCCAGCAGCAGCGAGACACAACGAGUCUGGUGGGGUUUUUGCGUGGUAUGGCUUCUGGAUGUUAGGCUCGUGGUUUUCGCUGGAAGACCUCCGCAAGUCUAAAGUGGGAGGGAAAGAACUCAAGAAGCGACUCAACUGGGAGGUGAGCUGGCGCACGAUGCCAUCACUACACAUGAUCCUCUACGAUACUUGCAUCCAUGCAUGGAACAGAGAUAGUGCUGGUGUCGCGGCUCCCAUCAUGCCCACAGGAUCUGACGCUCAACCACUGACACUCCCCCUGAGUGAAGAUGGGCACUCCAGACAUGACUUGUGA
This is a messenger RNA of Emericellopsis atlantica, 573 nucleotides long. RefSeq lists its product as uncharacterized. Bases 1 to 573 code for a protein of 190 amino acids. The record is from RefSeq and is a predicted model, not a curated record. The transcript has a single exon. NCBI's taxonomy places the organism in Eukaryota, Fungi, Ascomycota, Sordariomycetes, Hypocreales, Bionectriaceae.